Durusdinium trenchii is the source of this 842-nucleotide messenger RNA. The record is from the annotation of a GenBank genome assembly. Lineage: Eukaryota; Dinophyceae; Suessiales; Symbiodiniaceae.
ACUGUUUGUGUUGGCAACACACAGUUUUCGGUGCUGGGCCGUCAUGCCGUCAUUCAAGGCCUUCGCGGACUUCCAGAAGAAGGCGAAGGAGGACCUGUCCGACCGUUCGAAGCUGGACCGAGCGAGAAACAGACAGGAGCUCCAAGUCGGUAUGUCUGUGCGGGUCAAGGGCCUGCAGGCGCGGCCGGAGCUGAACGGCCUCGAGGGCGUUUUGACCUUCCGAGAAGAGGAGAAGGGCCGUUGGAAGGUGGAGUUGAAGAAUGGUGGUGGCGCCAAGCUCUUCAAGGAUGCCAAUUUGGAGGCUUACCUGUCGGACCAGGAUGCCCUCAACAUCCUGAAGAAUCCAGUCUCAGUGGCGAAGGAGGAACAGAAAGCUUCGGUGCAGGUCGAGCGAGAGAAUCGCCCUAGUGUACCACCUGUUGUGGAGCCCUCCAAAGCAGCUGAGCCGCUUGAAACCGACUCUCGUCCCAAGUCUUUCCUCGAACGGUCGCGGCAAGUAGCGGACACUUCCUCCGGAGUGUCGGCCGCCGCAGUGGCCGCAGCAGCUGCGGUUGCGAAGGGUGCCAAAGCCGGGCCCAGACCAGGUGAUGAUAGUGACGUCUCAACAGCGCUGGAGGAUGACGAGGCCUUCGUGCGAUCCAUCGAGCAAUGCCUCAAGGAGCUCUUCGUGGUCGGACGUGGAGGAACACAGGAAAUGGAUGGAGAAGCACCCUACGCAAGUGUGAAUCAAGUCAAAAUGCCGCAAGGUGAGGAGGAGUGCGACGUCAUGUGGGACGACUACUGAAGUGGUUGAACCACAAAGGAGUGACUCCGCGCCACCUCACCGACGUUGACCGAAAAAA